Cadophora gregata is the source of this 717-nucleotide messenger RNA. RefSeq lists its product as uncharacterized. The record is from RefSeq and is a predicted model, not a curated record. The transcript has a single exon. The coding region runs from base 1 to 717 and encodes 238 amino acids. Lineage: Eukaryota; Fungi; Ascomycota; Leotiomycetes; Helotiales; Ploettnerulaceae.
AUGGCUAUCUUAAUACCGGAUCAACCCGGAAUUCUCGAUCCUCUCUCUGCCCCUUCAAAACCACCACCCUCCUCUAAACCACAUGAACCCCCCCUUUCUCACUCACAACGACAGCCAUAUCUCCCAUCCGACUGCACAAUCUGUCACUCCCUUUUCCAUACACCUCGUUCCGACGGCACCAUCGAAACCCCCUCUCUCAUCCCCUGCGGCCACAUCUUCGGAUCUAUUUGCAUAAACCGCUGGCUUGAAUCCUCCGAACACAAGAACUGUCCAAAUUGUCGCCGUGAGAUGCGGUAUCAUGGAUGUGGGCACUCUGUUAUACCGAAGUCUUUGCCUAAACCAUUCCCACGCGCGUCAGAGGUAGAGGGGGAUGGCGAUGGUCAUGCGGAUGUUGCUAUGGAAAGCGACAGUGAUUUGAGAUUGAGAGCUGUGAAGGCCGAGGAUAUGCCACCCCUAUGUCUGCUCUGUAGAGAAGGUAGGGAGAUGGAAGAGGUGGUUAGGAGGGCGGAGAGGAGGCUUGUGGCAGAGGAGAGAGCAUUGGAAGGGCUGAGGGUGUUGCCGGGGUUGUUUGGAGGGUUGUAUAAAGGGUCUGGGAGUACGAGUGGACCGGGGAAUCUUGGGCAGAGGAGCGAAGAAGCAAGAGAGACGUGGAGGAGGGAUAUGGAGGUUUUGAGAGAGGGGUUGAUGAAAAGGAUGGAGGGGAAAGAGGAGUGGUGA